Molecule: messenger RNA, 3510 nt
Organism: Nelumbo nucifera (sacred lotus)
Lineage: Eukaryota; Viridiplantae; Streptophyta; Magnoliopsida; Proteales; Nelumbonaceae
Product: CwfJ-like family protein
Biological process (GO): mRNA splicing, via spliceosome
Cellular component (GO): post-mRNA release spliceosomal complex
Source: RefSeq, a predicted model, not a curated record
CCCAAUUCCCAGAUCCAUUCGAUGACAGACUCAAUGAGAUGGAUAAUAGAAAGAAGGGUUUGAACAAAGCAAACGUGCCGCCAUUCCCAAUUACCUUCUUCUCAUCGUUCAAUCACUGAGAUUAAUUAGAGGAAGUUUUUUUUUUUUCGCAGUCACCGCCAAGGCUACAAGGCGCCACCACCGCAGUUUGCGAUUUGAGAAGAAUUUGAAGAGAAAGACUAAAAGAGAGCAACAUUCACUGUUUACGCCGUGCGGCACCGGUUCUUCACGCUGCUGUUGAGACUUGAGAACUUAGAAAGCCGACCAUCAUCUAUUAAACACCGAGCGGCAAGACAUCCAAGGUUCCAGCUCUAAUUUUUAUUGUGUCACCUGAAAUCUUGGUAAGCAGUUAUGGAGAAAAAUGCUUGAGAUUGCUUUUGUUGAGGAGGUAUAAGAAAGACUAAAAUGCUUUCUGGAUUGAAGUUCAUUCCUCGGGAUCAGCUUAAUACGAAAAAUGAGGUCUUGGAUUCUGAUAGAAAAGAGAAGAAGAAAUCUGGUGGUAGAAAAGAAAAACGCAAGAUAGGGAAGAAGAAAUACGAUACAUCUACAUCUGAUGAUGAAGAGGUCGAGAAAAUAAGUAAGGGUUCUAGGAAGAAUAAGAAGUGGUAUUCUUCAGAUGAGUAUUCGUCACCUUAUGAAAGUGAAAGUAACAGUGAUUUUGUCAGUGAUGAGAAGAAGCAUAGGAGAAGGAGAAAAGAGAAGAAAACUUGUCAUGAGAUUUCUGAAGAUGAAGAACAUAUCUCAAAUAAGAGGUCAAAAAGAAGUAGAAAACAUCGUUCUUCAGAAGAAUAUUCUGAUUCAGAUUCUAAAAGUGAAGACGAUGAUACUUUUUCUGGUAGAAAAAGCAAGAGCCACAAGGGAAGGGUGAAGCAUGAAAGUCAUACGACCAAAAGGAGACAGGGAGAAAAGGACAUGGAGAGAGAGGACUCAUCAGACAGCGAUAGAGGAUCUCCUUCGUUAGAUAACAAAGAGAUUGCAAGGAAAGAUGCUGGAUUAGAAUGGAUGCUUAAACCUGUAAUGAAAAUAGAUAGACAAUCUAGACAAACAGAGUCUAAGAUAGAGGAACCUCAAGUUGAAGAGGUAAAGAAACCAAAUCCAAAAGAAUUGAAUCCAUACCUGAAAGACAAUGGAAGUGGUUAUCCACAAGAUGCAGGUGAGAUAAAAGUUGGUGGGGACCAGAUUUUGCCAUCAUCAGUUGUUGGUGAUGGAGGUGCAAGUUGGCGAAUGAAAGCCUUGAAGCGGGCAAAAGAACAAGCAGCUCGUGAAGGACGAAAGUUUGAGGAGGUUGUUGAGGAGCGAUGGGAAUCCCUAGGUCAUCUUACUGUUUCUGUGGCAUCUUCUGCUGCUGCCCCUUCUCAUGCUCAUCUGCAUGCCAUAAGAGAUAGGAAAAGGGGGAUUACAGAGAAACAUGAGAUUGCUGAGGAUGAUCUAAAUAAGCGGGAUGCUGAAAAGGUACCUGGUGAUACGAAUCAGGAAAGGGUACCUGGUGAUACCCGAAAGUACUUGCGGGAUGUAUCUCUUCGGAAUCCUGAAAUGAAGGCGCCAAAGUUUCAUAAUGAUUUAUACUGGAGAAAGAAAAGGACUGAGAAUAUGUCUGCUGAGGGAGCUGAGCUCAUCUCUGCUGCAGCAUCAAACCUAAAUAAAUUUGCAAAUGAUGGAAACUUCAUGUGUGAAUUUACUCGUCAACAGAAUAAAGAUGCAGAUGGUUCUGUUAGUUCUUCUGAAGCUAAGAACUCUGGUGAGGAUGUUCCAGUUGUUAAGGAAGUUUUAAGUGCAAAUCAGUUGGCAGCUAAGGCAUUGCAGCUUCGUAUGAAAGGAAAACAUGAAGAAGCUGACAAACUUUUGCAAGAAGCAGAAAAAAUCAAGGUGAAGCAGGACAACAAGGAUAAAUUCGUCAGCCAGGGAACAGAGGGAAGUGUGAGCAGAUACAUUAUGAAGAAGGAUAUAUCUGCUCACAAAAAGAAAAAGGAAGAGAAUGCUGAUUUUCAUUUGGCUCAGCAUAUAAUGCAGAACAAACAAUAUAGUAUGUCUGGUCAGGCAGAUGACGAAUAUGAUUAUGAUGGAUGUCCAAGCAAAAAGCGAGAUAAGAGAAGGGCAGAUGUGCAUAAGCAUAAAUCAAGUGAGAAUGCUAAUAUUGCAAAGCRCAUCUUGACUCAGCAAGAACGCUGUCAAUUUUGUUUUGAGAACCCAACUAGACCAAAACAUCUUGUAAUUUCUAUAGCAAAUUUUACAUAUUUGAUGCUUCCACAGUGGCAGCCCAUUGUACAAGGCCAUUGCUGCAUUUUGCCUAUGCUGCAUGAAUCAGCUACAAGAAAUGUUGACAAUAAUGUGUGGGAAGAAAUUCGCAAUUUCAAGAAAUGCCUCAUUAUGAUGUUUGCAAAGCAAGAGAAGGACGUUGUGUUUCUUGAAACUGUUAUUGGGUUGGUGCAGCAGCGUCGACAUUGCUUGGUUGAGUGCAUUCCUUUGCCUCGAGAGAUUGCAAAGCAGGCUCCUCUAUAUUUUAAAAAGGCAAUUGAUGAAGCUGAGGAUGAGUGGAGUCAGCAUAAUGCAAAGAAGCUUAUUGACACAAGUGAGAAGGGAUUGCGUGGUUCAAUCCCCAAGGACUUCCCUUACUUCCAUGUUGAGUUUGGUCUAAAUAAGGGUUUUGUUCAUGUGAUAGAUGAUGAAAAACAGUUUAAAAGCAGUUUUGGCCUAAAUGUUAUCAGGGGAAUGCUACGGUUGCCGGAAGAAGACAUGCAUCGUCGCCGGAAACACGAGUCGUUGGAGGUGCAAAGGCAAGCAGUUGCAAGCUUUGCACGAAAUUGGGAGCCUUUUGAUUGGACUAAACAGCUGGACUGAGUAUCAAGUCAUUCAUUCAAUGGUGUAUAGCUUAACCAUGUUUUUGUUCUUUGGUGAUUAUUCUACCAUGAGGAAAAAAGCAUCAGAUGCAUUUGAAGGUGCAUACAAACUGCACUCUUUAGAAUAACCUCUUAUUGUGUCUCCUGAUUUCUAGAAAAAUGAUUACAACUACAUUGAUCAUCAGCCAUGUGGAUUGAUCUUCUGGGGUUGAAUGCUUUGGUUCUGCCUACAGACUAAUUGAUGCACAGCCUUUCUGGUAUCUUUGCUAUAAUCUUGAGGUCCAGAUGUGUUCAGUUGUACUUGUAGAGGAAGAACAUUGCUGCAAUAUGUAAGGUGAAUGUGGGGUAAAAGUGGGAAGAACAAUAUUUACUAGUUGAGAGAAAUUUUAACAUCAGUCAAUCUAUGCAUCUUCUUUGUGGAUCAUAUAGGGGAACUGGACCAAAGCAACCUUGUAGCAGUGUAUGCAUCAUAUUUGCUAUACAUGUCUUCUCUUUCAUUUCUGUUGUGAUAUAUAUACAAGCCUUGUACUAUAUUUGUGUCUAGGCUGGUAUGCCUUUCUAUGGUGGAGUUUUUCCCCCUUGCCCCUUGUUAGUCAUUCUUUAUUUUACCGACAAAGGUUAUGGUCUAAUAUUA